Molecule: messenger RNA, 1059 nt
Organism: Aureobasidium subglaciale EXF-2481
Lineage: Eukaryota; Fungi; Ascomycota; Dothideomycetes; Dothideales; Saccotheciaceae
Exons: 2
Coding region: 433-1059 (208 amino acids)
Source: RefSeq, a predicted model, not a curated record
CGGACGGUGAAGUCCUCAAUGGAGCUCACUUUGAUCGAAGGAUAUAUGUUAGAUCACAGCUGGGAGAACAAUAACCAGAAAAGAAGGGCUUAUGGCGCAAUCGGCAGACAGUAAGACCAUAAGCAGGGGCACCAAGCCAGUUUGAUUCUUCGACUGAGGGAAAAUCUGUGCCCCUUCCCAAGAGCGCCGAGCCAAUCCGAGUUACUGUGAUUGAGUAGGAAGACUGGAGGGACUUCUUUUUUGCACCUCAAACAGGAGGGUAUUGCUUUUGCUUGUGGAGAGAGGUGUUAUGCUAAUUACUCUCGCAAGCUCUGCGUAUUGUAUUGAUUACGGAGGUGUUGUGAUUUGGAAAGCUCAUGGAGUGUGUUCGACUCCCUGCAUGAGCUGUAUGUUAUCUGUUGACGCUAACUUUUCUCACGCAAAUGGAUCUCAAUGCACUUCAAAAAGGAUCUAUUAGGACUGCACAUUCCAUACUUUGCAACAACCUCCGUUGUCUCCACAGGCUGUCAUUGUCGCUUAAAAGUUAUUGAACGGGGCGACAAAGAGAAUUGUGACAUCAAUUGCACACACAAACUUUCCACUCUUUCCACCGAGUUAUUAUUCAAUCUGCCGCAACACAUCAAAACACGCGCACUACCAUCUUCCCAAGCACAACAACAACAACAUGGACCAGCGCCGACGUCUUCGAGCAGCCUACCUGGGCAUGAUCCCGAGGUCGUGAGACAGGUCAGAGACGUCCUCUACAAGCAUGUCUUCGACCACGCCACCCGCCGCAAGCACUGGGUUGAGCGUCAAGCACAGGGUCGUGGUACUCCCGGUGACCUCGAGCCCCUGACAAAGCAGCAAAAGAGUCAGGAGAGGUAUCAGAAGUACCUUGAGGACAAGAAGUGGGUGGCCGAAAACACCAAUGGCAAUCCUGAGAGGACCAUUGACCCUGCUUUUACCGCUGAAGGAAUUGGAGUGGGAUCCGCCGAGUACGCUAGUCGCCUCCUUCUCGACCUUGAGGUCACCAAGGAGGGCGACCAGCGCAAGGCAGAAGAAGAUGUGGACAUGGAGUGA